This is a messenger RNA of Vicia faba (fava bean), 642 nucleotides long. Lineage: Eukaryota; Viridiplantae; Streptophyta; Magnoliopsida; Fabales; Fabaceae. The record is from the annotation of a GenBank genome assembly.
AUGCCAGAGAAAAACCACACACCACCCUUGCUGCAACACACAGUGACAACAAGAGCUUUUCGUUCCGCAAUUGAAGAAGAAAACGAGAGAGGAACGGAACGAAUCUCGAGUGUGAAAUCACCUCACUCUAUUGAUGAUGCUAAAUCCAAGGGAAUCUGUUUGAUGAUAACAGUCUUGCAGCUGGCUCAAUUACCCAAUAUUAAGGUUGCGACUGUACUCCUCUCUUCUGCUUUUGCCUACGACAUCUUUUGGGUGUUCAUAUCUCCGUUGAUAUUCCAUGAAAGUGUCAUGAUUGCAUGUGGAUUGAGCCCAGUGGCGGAGCCAGCGUCCGGCCAGGUAGGGCAGCUGCCCAGGCUCCGCCCGACCAUGCUUCACCAUCUCGCGAUGGAGAUCUUCUAUGGCCAUCUUCCGACACACCAUACCAAUCCAAGAGUUGCUCUUCAACCGCCGAGAAUGACUGGGGCUAUGGAUGUGUCAGAGUCAGGACGUGAAUAUGGGGCUAAAAACACUGACGACACCCCUGUGACGGGCACUUCUCAGAAAACUCGAGGGGAUUACAGAAGAUGCUCUUCAAUACCUUUUGGUGCAUGGUUGUCCUCCAAAUGUCCGAACAUAUACUAUAUUGAUCAAUGCACUUUGUAA